CUAGUGUCUUUUAAUUCCUGAAAUUGUAAAUUUUGAUCGAAAAUGGACAUAAUGAAAGAAAAUGAUGUAAGAAAGCAUUCUCCAUCAACUAGAGUCCCUCCUGAACCUAAAUUCAUAUUGAAGAGGGAAAUGGGUAUUGUUCACUGCUUCAAUUUGCCAAACUCUGAGGACGAGAACGAUUGUAAAUAUUUGUAUGUGGGUACAGAGGAAGGUGAAGUGUUUGUUUGGGAUCUCACUACACUUAGUGUAAGCUUGAAACCAAAACUGGGAUCCUCAAUACAAAACAUUCAUUUCUACAACUCCACCAUGAUAACCCAAGAGAAAGAAGGUGAAAUCAAAGUGUUUGAAUUGAAGAGCGGAAAUUUCAAUCAAAUCCACUCGACAAUCACCACCGAUGGGUCAUUCUGCAAAAGUAUAAUGAUAGAACAUCGAUUAUUCACAGCGGCGGAAACUGUAGAUAUUUAUGAUAUGGAAACGAUGACUAAAGAGAAAAAUCUUACACCUCACACAGAAAAGAAGUUGGGAAUGAUAAUGAGUCUAACAGAAAUUGUUCUGGAAGAUUCCAGAUCUUAUAUUAUGGUACUUUACGAGACUGGGGAUGCUAUAUUUUGGGAUUUUUCAAAUUCUAAAACAGUCGAUCAAGUAUUAUUCAAACCACAGCCCUUGUCCUCAACGUUCAACAAGAAAAACGGGAGAGGUUUAGUGGUAGGAGCAUCGAACACGAUUCAAGUUUUCAAAGUGAGUACCAGUGGUUCCAAGAUAAUUUACGAAAUCGAAGUGCCUACUAAAGGUAGUUUAACAGUCGUUGAAAGUAGACCGGAUGGUCGUUUAUUCGUGGUUGGGGGGUCGGAUGGCAGAUUACGAUGUUUCUCUUGGAAAACGUUGAAAUUGUUGGUCGUUCUAACAGAACACAAUCAUCCAAUCACUAGUAUUCGAUUUCCCCCCAAGAGAAUCUCGACUUGUUGCGAGAAGCCUCUGGUGGUUUCUAGUGCGGAUGGUGUUAUAAGUUUUUGGGAUAUUUAUUGAUUCGUUAUUAGUAUUUUUUAUAUUUUUAUGUGAAAUAAAACAAAGAAACAUUA
Messenger RNA from Coccinella septempunctata (seven-spotted ladybird), 1079 nucleotides. Its product is annotated as guanine nucleotide-binding protein subunit beta-like protein 1. The transcript has 2 exons. Bases 43 to 1026 code for a protein of 327 amino acids. Lineage: Eukaryota; Metazoa; Arthropoda; Insecta; Coleoptera; Coccinellidae. Gene Ontology annotation, molecular function: protein binding. The record is from RefSeq and is a predicted model, not a curated record.